Messenger RNA from Rhizophagus irregularis DAOM 181602=DAOM 197198, 220 nucleotides. The record is from RefSeq and is a predicted model, not a curated record. Lineage: Eukaryota; Fungi; Glomeromycota; Glomeromycetes; Glomerales; Glomeraceae.
CUUAGUGCUAAAAGCUAUUAUAUCUUGUUGGGUACAUGUUGCAAAGACUAUGAAAGCAGUUUUUAAUAAGGAAUUUACGUUAGAUAGCUAUGAGGAAUUACAGCUAUGUCUUAAAGAAGAGUUUUUAAUUCUUCCAAAGGUUUUUGCAAGUUUUGUUAACUUACCAAAUAUACAUAUUAAUAUGCAUCUUUUGAUGCAUGCUAAAACUUUUGGUACACUU